Molecule: messenger RNA, 831 nt
Organism: Volvox carteri f. nagariensis
Lineage: Eukaryota; Viridiplantae; Chlorophyta; Chlorophyceae; Chlamydomonadales; Volvocaceae
Exons: 5
Coding region: 1-831 (276 amino acids)
Source: RefSeq, a predicted model, not a curated record
AUGAGCCUCAGCACGGAGUGCCAGAACCUGCAGCAGAAGGCUUGCAGACAUGUGCAACCGCUGCUGCAAAGCCCCGUGUUUACACCAACAGCAUUAUGGGCAGUGGGACCAUGGCCAAGCUGCCAAGCCGAAGGCUGUAAUUCGCAACCGGCGGUUUUCCCUCUGAAGACCAACGCGGCAUGGGCACUAAGGACACGGCGUAUAAUGCACACAAACACCCAUCCCCGCUGCUGCUGUGUCAUCAAGUUCGGUGCCUUUACGGCACCGUUUGCUAGCUUGAUCAUCAAGAGCAAUCAUUCCAACGGUCCUGCCAUUCCCGGCAGCGGUUGCAGCGGCUCCGCCGCUGAGUCCUGCAACAGUUGCUGCAAGAACUCCUUGCCGGAUGCGCAGCAGCUGCAAAAGCAGGCGGAGGGGGCCCAGCAGCAGGGGCGCCAGUGCGACGGCUUUAGCCAGCUAAAGCAUCUGUCCGGAACUUGGAUAAAGGUAUACAAGGUUUUGGAUCUGUGUCCGACUCGGGCCAGGGCUCUUCGUUCAGAAAUUACUUCCCUGCGCCUUGGGUUGCUUAGGAUGGGCAUCUUGCGCGUUUAUGCUGGCCCAUCCUUCCUGCGAGGGGAAUUGGCCGUCUCUGGUGUGGCUCGUCGCUGUCAGAAUCGUGAGAGCUCCGAUAGCAUGGAGAACGCAAUGAAUUUGAUGCGGCUUAAUGGAAUCGUACGGCAGGCCGUCAAGCUGGUGAAAGGGGUGCAAAUCGAGUUUGAACCCGAAAACUUCACCUUCAUCGUUUUCAGCUUUAUCUCCUGGUUUAAGUUCAAGAGCGGGCGUGAGUCAGUGUAG